AUGGAAGUGGCCGACCCGCAGCCGCUGGGCAUGUUCACGGAGGGGGAGCUGAUGUCCGUGGGCAUGGACACGUUCAUUCACCGCAUCGACUCCACGGAGGUCAUCUACCAGCCGCGGCGCAAGCGGGCCAAGCUCAUCGGCAAGUACUUGAUGGGAGACCUCCUGGGAGAGGGGUCGUACGGCAAGGUGAAGGAGGUGCUGGACUCGGAGACGCUGUGCCGGAGGGCCGUCAAGAUCCUCAAGAAGAAGAAGUUGCGGAGGAUCCCCAACGGCGAGGCCAACGUCAAGAAGGAAAUCCAACUUCUGAGGAGAUUACGGCACAAAAACGUCAUCCAGCUGGUGGACGUGCUAUACAACGAAGAGAAGCAAAAAAUGUAUAUGGUGAUGGAGUACUGCGUGUGCGGCAUGCAGGAGAUGCUGGACAGCGUGCCCGAGAAGCGCUUCCCCGUGUGCCAGGCCCACGGGUACUUCUGCCAGCUGGUGGACGGCCUGGAGUACCUGCACAGCCAGGGCAUCGUGCACAAGGACAUCAAGCCAGGCAACCUGCUGCUCACCACCAGCGGCACGCUCAAGAUCUCCGACCUGGGUGUGGCCGAGGCCCUGCACCCGUUUGCUGAGGAUGACACGUGCAGGACGAGCCAGGGCUCCCCGGCGUUCCAGCCCCCGGAGAUUGCCAACGGCCUGGACACCUUCUCUGGGUUUAAGGUGGACAUCUGGUCGGCUGGGGUCACUCUCUAUAACAUCACGACAGGCCUGUACCCGUUUGAGGGGGACAACAUCUACAAGUUGUUCGAGAACAUUGGGAAGGGGGACUACACGAUCCCGGGUGACUGCGGACCCCCGCUCUCGGACUUGCUGAGAGGGAUGCUGGAGUACGAGCCCGCCCGGAGGUUCUCUAUUCAGCAGAUCAGGCAGCACAGCUGGUUCCGGAAGAAGCACGCGCCGGCCGAGGAGCCGGUGCCCAUCCCGCCAAGCGCGGACGGCAAGGACCGCUGGCGCGGCAUGACGGUGGUGCCCUACCUGGAGGACCUGCACGGCUGUGCCGACGACAAUGGGGACGAGGGCCUGUUCGAUGUCGAGGAUGACAUCAUCUACACUCAGGACUUCACGGUGCCCGGUCCCAGAGGAGGAGUCUGGGCAGAACGGGCAGAGCCGGGGCCUACCCAAAGUGCUGUGCGCCAACGGCACCGAGUCGGCGCCGCUGAGCACCAGAUCCAGGGCAGAGCGCCGGGCCAGCGCUGCCUCCAACCCCACCCGCAAGGCCUGCUCCGCCAGCAGCAAGAUCCGCCGGCUGUCGGCCUGCAAGCAGCAGUGAGGGCGGCCACCCGCAGCCCGUCUCAUGGAGCCCCAGCCAGGUGCCGCGGCCCAGGUCCUCAGUCUUCCCGCCGACUGCUGGCCCACGCCUGCUGCCCAGGAAGGCCACCGCCUCCUUGCCGACUGCCCCUUGGGAAGCCACGGGCCUUGGAGGGCUGUGGCUGGGGGACUGCAGGGUCUGGGGUCUGGCCUUUCCCUCACGGCCAGCAGACACGACCUCUUGAUGACUUUGCAGCCAUGUGCUGGGCCCCUUCCCCUGGCCCGAGGAGGAGGACGCGUGGUGGCCCGCGGCCAGGCGGGAAGCCCUUGCCGUGCACUUUAUGUUCAGACCUGCUGGCUCUCGCCCCGCCCGGACUUCCUUUCACUCUGCUCCAUGCUGGCGCCUCCCGCAGCUGGUGGUGUGCUCAGACCACGGCCGCGGGAGGAACAGGCUUGCCCGCCGAGAUGCAUGCCCCGAGCCCGAGGGAGCUGGGCCGCGGCCCUGUUGUUGUUUGGUUGGUUCUUUUUCCUUUUUUCUUUUUUUUUAAGAAAAAAAUAAAGCCGGUGGAUUUGAGCUGUGGUUGUGAAGGGUGUGUGGGAAUUGUUGGGCAGCACCGCUGUCCUGCAGGCAAUGGGUCUGAGUCCGAGCCCUCUCAGUGGACCUCCCAGCCCAGCAGGCCGGCAAGUGGUGGGACCUGGGUCCUCCUUGGGGGUCAGCCUUCAACCGUGCUGGACAUCAGUCCUGUCUGUGGUGACCGGUCUCCCCAAAGCUCAGCAGGAUCCUCAAUGCAGCCCCAGGGCCCGCCAGUGCCCAGUGGGGCAGCGGGAGAACUCCCUGAUCGCCGGACCCGGCCCGGUUUCCGAGGGCUCUGUGCUCCUGGGUCCCCAGAGAAAACGCGGACUAAGCGAGCGUGUGCGGUAAAUGUUUAUAAUCAACCAGAAAACAAACACGAGAAACACCAUCACGGGAUGGAGCACAGCCGGCAGGAAGCUCCGAGGGACGGGACGGGGGGUGGCGGGGGGGCCGCAGGCGCGGGCGGCCCCAUCUUUUGGCAAUAAAUAAAGCUCGGGAAACUUGAA
This is a messenger RNA of Mustela lutreola (European mink), 2373 nucleotides long. It is a transcript of the gene STK11, whose product is annotated as serine/threonine kinase 11. Bases 1 to 2352 code for a protein of 783 amino acids. NCBI's taxonomy places the organism in Eukaryota, Metazoa, Chordata, Mammalia, Carnivora, Mustelidae. Gene Ontology annotation, biological process: positive regulation of vesicle transport along microtubule; glucose homeostasis; DNA damage response. The record is from RefSeq and is a predicted model, not a curated record. Gene Ontology annotation, cellular component: cytoplasm; nucleus. The transcript has 10 exons. Gene Ontology annotation, molecular function: protein serine/threonine kinase activity; protein kinase activator activity; ATP binding.